Molecule: messenger RNA, 9389 nt
Organism: Pelobates cultripes (western spadefoot toad)
Lineage: Eukaryota; Metazoa; Chordata; Amphibia; Anura; Pelobatidae
Source: the annotation of a GenBank genome assembly
CAACACCCGGGGUGCCGAAGGUUGCCUAUCCCUGGUAUAGUACGUGUGGACUUUUCCUUGCUGUAUGUUGUAAGGUGGGAAGCACAAGGAACUGUCUUGCUGAAGUCACACAUUUCCCGCCUACAUUAUGUGAAUGGCACAUGCUCCAGAUGUUUUGGACUACACCUCCCAUGAUGCUUUGCCAGCACUGUGGCUGUAAGAGCAUUGUGGGAGAUGUAGUCCACAUCCUUGCCUAGCCCUGCACUGGGACAUGAAGCCCUCCUCGCUGACCGCCAGCAUGAGGUAACUAACUCCAGCCCGCCAACACAUGGUGAGCGCGGCAGCCCAGCUCCUUCCUCUCCCCAGCCACGGCUCUGGCCUCGCUGACGUCAUUUCCCGCGCGGGGGCCGCCGGGAAGCCGCCCGCCCUUUCCCCACAGCCAUCGACAGACGGGAAGAGGAGGCCGCGGGCAGCCAAUCUCGCCGCAGUCGGUGAGUUGAGCGGAUAGCGGGAGCCCGGGGGAGGCUCGGCUGGCGGGGUGCGGGUGCCCGGUUUCCGCCGCUGCCAUAUUUGAGGUAAACCCCCUGAGCGCGAGGCAAUGGGCGAUUUUUAAUGCGCGUUUUGAUGACGUAACUAGGACCGGCCGCUGGCGCCGCUGUUACCCAGGGCAGUGCGGGGAGCGGCCUCGCGCGCACCUUAUUAAUGGCGAAACGAUAGUUGGCGUUGGGUGGAGGUGAAGGGGCCCGGCCGUACCGCGCUCUCCCCUUUACUCCCCCUUCGCCUUGGGGGCCCCGAGGCUUCAGUGGGAUUGAAAGAGCAGGCCUUCCGGUCCCAGAGCGGCAUCCGCGAUUGGCUGAGACUAUAGUGUGACGCUCUGACCGUCUGCCAAUAAAAAGCCGUGUGGGCGGUUCUAAGGCUAGAGCAGUGUCCUGAUUGGCUGAUGGUAUAACUCACUCAAAAUCCUGCUCAUAUGGCUGCUGGUUGCUUACUAGUGUGACUGAAGUGGCAUGUGAAGAUAUCCCUUAAAGGGGCACAUGUCACAUGUUAUAAAAAAAAAAUAGUCACAUGAUGGGGGACACACACACAAUAAAAUCAGCUUUUCAGAGCAGUUCACUUUGAAUUAUGAAUGAUAUAUUUAAUUGCAUAGUUACCUAACUUGAAGGGGAAAAAAACAGAUUAGAGUCAAUCAUAUUAAUUAAACCAGGAUGUAUAAAUACAGGCAAAGUGGUUGAUUUAAAAAAAAAAAAUGUCCAUCUCCACUAUAAUCAGAGUUUAGCCAAUAUUUUAAUAUUCAUACUUAUAUUUGCUACUAUUUGUAGUUUAGUGAUUAACCCUGAUAGCUUUAAGUAGGUCAAUAUCACGAUUAUUUGUUUCUGUAUAGAGUAACGUGCUAUUUUGAUACAGAGUAAGGUUACCAGAUCAACCCCGUAUUCGUGGACACAAAUUAUUUCUCAUUGCUAAUGGGCACAAGCCAAGGUGUGCCAAUCCCGUGGUAAGGAAAUCAAUUAAUGUAUUGGUUUGUACACCUCAUUUCCAUGUAAAACAUGGCGAGUUUGCUAACCUUUAAAUACCUAUAGACACAUUAGGUUUUCACUGCCUGGCCUUUCAUUUUAAAAACUACUGUCCGGUUGUUUCUUAAAACGUAACAAUGAAUAGCAUCCAUUUUAUUUUUACAGCUCACAAUGUAUUGUUUUGUUUGGGCAUUUGGCCCCCAGCUGUUUCUGCCCCCCAGAUAUUCUCAGCCAUAGGAAAGGCAUUGGGAGGCUAGUGCACAUGCGCGGCAAAACAUUGUGCUUCACCAGUCAGAUGGUCUCUAUGAGACCAUCUGAUUGAAGUAGCCGAGUUUUAUUCCGCUAUUUCUUCGCAAGCACCUCUAGUGGCUGUCAGUGUGACUGGAGGCAUUGAAACUUGUCACUGUAAACUGUGCUGUUCCUACAGAACGACAAUGUUUGCAGUUGGAGGGUUAAAACUACAUUAACAUGUCGUUUUAACCCUGAGUGAAAGUGGUGUGGGUGCCUUUAUUGUCAUUAUAUGUUUGUUUUGUAUAUUAUUGAUCAAUUAAAAACGCAUAUGGAUACAGUGUGUUGGAGGAGACUUUGUCAUCCUUACUUGUAACUUUAAAAUCUAAAUAUUGGUAUUUAUUUCCAUUUUUUCCCCCCAGACAAUCUGUUCAGGUAUGGAAGCUGAAGAGACGAUGGGCUGCAUUCAGGAAUUCCCAGACCAUUACAAAGUUAUGAUGGACAGAUUGAAUGAGCAACGGGAACUGGAUAAAUUUACAGAUAUCACACUGAUUGUGGAUGGUAUGGAUUUUCUGUGACUCCAAAUCUACACUAUCUUUUCAAUGUCACAUUAUCAAAUAGCAUCAAUAACCUUUUCAGUAAUGUGUCCAGCUGUUCAUAUCGGGAACAUUUGCCACAACUUGUUUAACAAAGCUCAUUGAGUUGCUUCUCAUUUAAACUAAUUGUUAUUGUCGGAAAGACAGUAUUUUUUUUAUUUUAUUUUUUUCCGAAAGAAAGGUGUGGGAAGGCACAUAUCUGCUUCUGCAUUAACCUCUUAAGGACCAAACUUCUGGAAUAAAAGGGAAUCAUGACAUGUCACACAUGUCAUGUGUCCUUAAGGGUUUAAAAUAACAUACAUGUGAGGUUGUAUCUCAAAAUGUUGUGUGUGUGGUCUGUUUUAAAUUACACAGAAAGAUCUAGAGUUUUCUACAGAUAUAACAGUUACAGGUACAAGUCCUUAAAAGAAAGUGUCAGUGUGUGGGGUCGGGAAAGGUUUUAUUUUCCUCCACAUAGUAAAUGUGGAUGGUCCCUAAAACUUGUUUUCCUUCUCCACCAUCCUACUUCACUAUACAGUAUAUUGCACACCGCUUAGCAUAGAAAAAGUUGAGGUCUUUUUCCUAUCUCCAGUUUGAGAUUUGUGUUUCUCUCUCUCCUUGUAUUGUCUCCAUACAGGCCAUCAGUUUAAAGCUCACAAAGCCGUUCUUGCAGCCUGCAGUCAUUUCUUCUACAAAUUCUUUCAGGAUUUCACUCAGGAGCCAUUGGUUGAAAUAGAAGGUAUUUGUUAUGUCUUUUGAUACAUUUUUAUUAUUUUCUCUGUCUUUCUGUUUCUCACUUGCUCUUUACGCAAAAAGUAAUUAUUUAAGGGAAAGUAUUGGUACCAAAACAACUUUAGGUUAAUGGAAUGUUUUUUUUUGAGUAUUGAUCAUGUGCCUGCAGUCUCACUGCUCAACACUUUCAUUAACACAUAAUCACAUGUAUGUCCCUAUCUUAUAAUAGCCAUUUAAAAUGUACCCAAUCUUGUAAAGCUUUAUUUAUGUCCCAGUGGGAAAAUGAUCUUGGUAGGAACAUUACUGAGGAGAAGGAGUGAAUCUAUGUGGUCUUACUCAUUGUAUGAGCCAUUAAGAGGUGUUGAGAAAGGAAAUCCUAAGGUGGUACGUGAUAUCUACUAGGUUAGCUUAUGAAUUCCUUGCCAAAGUGAAUUAGUGAGUCAUCUACCAUGUCUCCUCAUAACCCAAAGGUGUAUUUAUUACAAACUGUUUUUGACAGGAUCCCACCACGGAAAGAAAAAACUUUAUCUUUUUGACAUUAAAGUAAUAGCCUGUUCAUGGAACUCACAUACCAUAUCUACUAUAUCCUUUGUUCUGUAGGCAGUUGAUGCUAAUCCAUUAAUAUGAUAGGAAGUGGUCAGAUUGGGAAGCAUUCAGAAUAACUAGGUCCCACUGGCUCUCCUAUUUGUUUAAUUCCUGGAAAUGUGGUACCCAGUCAUUUUUACUUCGAUCAGUAGCUUAUCUAGUGGUUUUGUUGUCGGAUAUGAGGUAACCAAUCUUUGUGUACCCUUGCCCCUCUUUUGUUCUCCUUCUUCUCUCCCCCACCCCCUUUUCUCUCUUUUAGCCACCGUCACUGCUAGUUCUUUCCCUCCAACAUUAAAAUGUUGCUAAUGUAAUAAUUGAUACCUGAUUGUUUAGGUCAUUCAAUUUUGCUUGAAACCAUGUAGCAGCUAAUGUAGAUUUACAGGUACCUUCACUCCAACCUGACUCCUGCAUACUGUAGUAGAAUAUCGUUGGGUGUUUUAAUUGCACUGUAUUGGUAAAGUGCAAUUACCGUAUAUACUCGAGUAUAAGCCGAGUUUUUCAGCACAUUUUUUGUGCUGAAAAAACCAACUCGGCUUAUACUCGAGUCACUGUCUGUAUUAUGGCAAUUUCCAUUGCCGUAAUACAGACUGGGGGCUGGCAGCGAGCGCUUACCUCUCCUGCAGCUCCCUCCUCCUCCGCGCCGGUCCAUGCAGCACCUCGGUCAGCUCCCAGUGUAAGUCUCGCGAGAGCCGCGGGGUCAUAGUGCGGCUCUCGCGAGACUUACAGUGUGAGCUGAGAGAGGAGCUGCACGGACUGGCGCGGAGGAGGAGGGAGCUGACAGGAGCUGCAGGAGAGGUAAGUAACAGCUCUGCCAGUCCCCCUCCUCCCCCCACUGAACUGCCAAUGCCACUGGACCACCAGGGAAGGAGAGCCCCCCUCCCUGACAUGUAUCAAGCAGGGAGGGAGGACGAAAAAUAAAUACAUUAAUAAUAUAUAAAUAAUAAUAAUAAUAAAAAAAUAAUAUAACAAAAAAUGAAAAUAAUAUUAAUUAAUAAUAUAUAAAUAAUAAUAAAAAAUAAUAUAACAAAAAAUGAAAAUAAUAUUAAUUAAUAAUAUAUAAAUAAUAAUAAAAAAUAAUUAAAAAAUAAUAUAACCAAAAAAAUGAAAAUAAUAAAUAAUAAUAUUAAUUUUUUUUUAUUUAUUUUUUAUAAAAAUGCCCACCCCCCACCAAGGCUCUACAACACAAACACACACUGCAUCACACACACACACUGCAUCACACACACACACUGCAUCACACACACACACUGCAUUCAUACACACACACUGCACUCAUACACACACACUGCAGUGUACACUCAUACACACACACUGCACUCAUACACACACUGCACUCAUACACACACACUGCAUUUAUACACACACACUGCAUUCAUACACACACACUGCACUCAUUCACACACACACUGCAUUUAUACACACACUGCGCACUCAUACACACACACUGCAUUCAUCAUAUACACACACUGUAAAUAAAUAUUCAAUUAAUAUAAUUUUUUUAGGAUCUAAUUUUAUUUAGAAAUUUACCAGUAGCUGCUGCAUUUCCCACCCUAGUCUUAUACUCGAGUCAAUAAGUUUUCCCAGUUUUUUGGGGUAAAAUUAGGGGCCUCGGCUUAUAUUCGGGUCGGCUUAUACUCGAGUAUAUACGGUAUGUUCACUUAUUGCUCUGUUUACUUGAAAGAGAUUUCCUUUCUGAAAAAAAUCUAAUUAAGAUUUUAUUGGGGGUAAACACCCAAAUGUACUUAACCCACUCUGAUUGAGGCAUCAGGAUGAACACACAUUAAGGCAGUCCCUUAAUUCGUUGUCCGCAUCUGUUUUGGUAUACAGAUCACACACAUUCUAGUAUUGUACUUGUAGUGCACACUAUUCGGUUGGAUCUGAUCCUAAUCCGUGUUUACUAAACUGUAAUGCUUUUCAUAUUAGGUGUCAGUAACACAGCAUUCCGCAAUCUGAUUGAAUUUACCUAUACUGCAAAGCUGAUGAUACAAGGUGAAGAGGAGGCUGGUGACAUUUGGAAGGCAGCAGAGUAUCUACAGAUGCAUGAGGCUAUCAAAGCACUUGAGUUCAGGUAUUGGAACAAUAGUGUGUUUUAUUUAUUUUUUUAAUCGGUUACAUGGCUGAAAAGAGACUUGUGCGUCCUUCAAGUUCAGCCUUCCUCACAUCUGUUUUUGCUGUUGAUCCAAAAGAAGGCAAAAAAACCCAGUCUGAAGCGCUUCCAAUUUUGCAACAAACUAGGAAAAAAUUCAUUCUUGACCCCAAAAUAGCAGUCAGAUAUCUCCUUGGAUCAAGCAGCCGUUACCUAACUAAUUAGAAAUUAUAUCCCGGUAUGUUAUGUGUUGAUAAUGUUGUUAAAAUAUAUUUCUAUAUAGACAGCUUAGUGUAAUUUUAGUAAGUAUAUUGUGACAGUUCUGAAGGAACGGCAAUGUUUACAUUGCAGAUUCACCUCCGUCUUGUGGAUGUCAGUAUAACAGUCACCAGAGGCUCUUCUGUGAGAUAGCAGAGUAAACCUCUCUUUCAGUCAGAUGGUCCAGAGAGACCAUCUGAUUGGCACUGCUCUGCAUUUUUGCCGUGCGUGCUCACUAUCCUCACAAUCAUUUCCUAUGAGAAAGCAUUGGAUUGGCUGACCUCGUCAACAUUGAUCUCAGCCAAAAAAGCAGAGCUAAAUGGAGGAGAGCGUAUGGCGAUGGCUGAAAGUUAAGUAAAAUGCGAUUUUUAUUUUUAUUUAUUUUUUGAUUUUUUUUUUACCCUUUUAGUCACCAGACCGCUUUUCAGUUUUAUUACCGUUAAGGACCAGGGCUCUUUUUUUUUUAUUUUUGAGGUGUUUGUGUUUAGCUGUAGUUUAUCCUUUACUCAUUUACUGUACCCACAAAUAUUAUAUACCCUUUAUCUUGCCAUUAAAUGGUCUUUCUAAAGAUACCAUUAUUUUCAUCAUAUCAUAUAUUUUAUUAUAAAAUAUGAUGAAAAAAUGUAAAAAAACCCACACCUUUUCUAACUUUGACCCCCAAAAUCUGUUACGCAUCUACAACCGCCAAAAAACACCCAUAAAUAGUUUCUAAACUUUGUCCUGAGUUUAGAAAUGUUAACAUGUUCUUAGCUUUUUUUUUUUUGCAAGUUAUAGGGCUAUAAGUACAAGUAGGACAUUUCUGUUUCAAAAAUGUAUCAAUAAGUGGCAUUGUAACACUGUUAUCUGUCAUAAAUCUCUGACUCACACCUCACAUGUUCAUAUUUUUUUCGUAGACAACCCAGGGUAUUCAAUGUGGGGUAUGUCCAGUCUUUUUUAGUAGCCACUUAGUCACAAACACUGGCCAAAGUUAGCAUUCAUAUUUGUUUGUGUAUAAGAAAAUCUCAGGCACUCACUGUGAUUGCUCCCAGGCAGAUUUAUUGCAACGUUUCAACCUGUUAAGGUCUUUAUCAAGCUUGAUAAAGACCUUAACAGGUCGAAACGUUGCAAUAAAUCUGCCUGGAAGCAAUCACAGUGAGUGCCUGAGAUUUUCUUAUUCAUAUAUAUUUCUUGAGGUUUGCUGACCCAUGCUCAGUAGCACCCUGGGUUGAAAGAUUGUGGCCGUGUGCGACCCCACUCCUUUUUUUCAUUACAUAUUUGUUUGUGUGUGAAAUAUGCAAAAAUCAAAUUUGAAUGUUAAUUUUGGCCAGUGUUUGUGACUAAGUGGCUACUAAAAAGUACUGUGCAUACCCCAUUUGCAAUACCUUAGGUGGUCUACUUUUACAAAUGGUAUGCCAUCAUGGGGGUAAUUCUCAUUCGUGGGCUACCAUACGGUCUCAAAGGCAACGUAACCAAUCUGGCAAAUUUCAAUGUGAAAAAAGGAAAUGCAAGCCUUAUAUUUGACUUAGUAACUUUUGAAAACACCAUAAAACCUGUACAUGGGGGUUCAGUUUUACUCGCGAGACUCAGCGGAACACAAAUAUUAGUGUUUCAAAACAGUAAAACAUAUCACAAUUAUAUCGUCAGUCAAUUAAAUCGUCAGUCAAAGUGCCAUUUGUGUGUGAAAAAUGCAAAAAAAAAAAGUCUCUCUCACUGACGAUAUCGUUGUGAUAUGUUUUACUGUUUUGAAACACUAAUAUUUUUGUCCAGCGAAGUCUCCCGAGUAAAAGCGUACCCCCCCAUGUACAGGUUUCAUGGUGUCCUGGAAAGUUACAGGGUUAAAUAUAGGGCUUGCGAACCAAAUUCUCUGGACUUUCUGCUGUCAGGCUUGUAAGGAAGGUCCUUUAAAUUGUAAUUAAUAAAAUGACUUAAUUAUGUAAAAAUAUUAUAUAAAUAUAUUUGUAGAAUUUAAAUAUGUGUGUGUGUGUGUAUGUGUAUAUAUAUAUAUAUAUGUGUGUGUAUAUAUAUGUGUGUGUGUGUGUAUGUGUGUAUAUAUAUAUAUAUAUAUAUAUAUAUAUAUAUAUAUAUAGUCUAUAUAAAAAUAGCACUUCAAGCACUUUGUAAUUUGAUGAAAAGAACUUAAAGAAAAGGAGAGCAGUCAAGGAUAGGGGUUUAGUGUAAGACACCCAUCCCGUACCUAACCCACAAAAAAAGGUCACCUAGACUGGAAAAGCAGGGGAUAACCCUAGGGAAUACAAUGUAUAGUAGAGAACCAAAGUCGUCACUUGAAUAAAAAGUGACCACAAGGUUAAAUUUCCAAUCCACUCCAAUAAGAUCCUAAAGGCUGCGGGUCUCGCGAGACUUACACUGUGAGCUGAACAGGCCACUAGAGGCACUUCCCCGACGCUCAAUGCGAAAAUCGUAUUGAGCACGUAGACCGUACCUAUGAAAGGCACUGAGAAAUGCUUUCCUAUGGGUGUUUUUUUUUAUGCGUGCGCAGCUCUGGCCACGCAUGCACAUUCGGCUCCACUCGCGAGCAGUCGUCGGAGGGGCAGGAGAGGUCACCAGCGCCGGCGCUCAAUAAAUGUAAGUGGCUGAAGGGGUGUUUACCCCUUCAGCCCAGCGGGAGGGGGUCCCUGAGGGAGGGAGGACCUAAGGAUUAUAUAGUGUCAGGAAAACUAGUUUGUGAUCCUUUAAAUAUAUAUAGGUCUGUAAUCUAUUGCAAGGAAUAUGGAGUUAAUUCCCGCCUUUAUUGAUCCAGAUCAUAGAAAAAUACCAAGUGAAUAUUUUUCAUUGAGUCCUUUGGGAUGUACUGUAUCCAAAAUUCUUAUCCAGAACAGUUAUCUUUGUAAUAAAAGGUUCUUACGGUCCCCGCCUCGUGCCGGCUGGGGGAUGUGAUCGAUUGCUAUGAAUUUCAUGGAGGGUAAUUGAUGGUUAUGCUUGGCCACGGGUAGUUCUGAGCCUUUGUCUCUAUAUGCAAUUCGUAUGCUGAAACGAUGGUUACGCAUUCUUUCCCUCAACGGCAAGUCUGUCUUUCCAAUGUAUGCCAAACCACAAGGGCAUAGGAGUUUAUACACCACAUAGUCACUGCUGCAAGUUAGUCUGUGUCGUAUGAUGUAUUUCUUGCUGGAAUGUGGAUGAGUGAAUGUUUUGCUGGGUAUCAUAUGCCUACAUGUUACACGCCCUAGGCACCUGUAGCAUCCGAGAUUCUGAUGUGUCGGUUUUUGAUUGUAGCAGUGUAUAGGGUCUGUCUUUACUUGUAAAUCCCUCAUGUUGCUGCCUCUGCAAUAGCACAUCAUGGGAGGAUGUUUAAAUGAUUUAGGUAGACUUGCAUUGUUCAUCAUCAUUCUCCAUUUUCGAUCAACUGAUUUUUUUUUAAGGUUGUAUGAUAUGAUGGUAAACGUUGUUGGGAAUUCCAGUCAGUCUGGUUUGUCCUUACGUUGUGGGUUCGUCUCAUAG